Wasmannia auropunctata (little fire ant) is the source of this 3326-nucleotide messenger RNA. It is a transcript of the gene dpr20, whose product is annotated as limbic system-associated membrane protein. The record is from RefSeq and is a predicted model, not a curated record. Lineage: Eukaryota; Metazoa; Arthropoda; Insecta; Hymenoptera; Formicidae. The coding region runs from base 431 to 1414 and encodes 327 amino acids. Gene Ontology annotation, biological process: synapse organization. Gene Ontology annotation, cellular component: neuron projection membrane. The transcript is spliced from 9 exons.
CGUAAACAAAUCACUCCGGCUCGACAAGGGCAGUGCGCGCUAUCGUUCCUCGCCACUCACCAAUCUCACCAUUGACUUACGUAAAUGAUUAAGUGCGCGUCGCGUGCGAUUAACGUCGGGAGUACCGUGCAAAGUGCGCGAUCGUCGCAUACUGCAGCUGAUUAGCGCGCGCGCGAGCGCGUAAUUAACCUUAUUUUCGCGAGUGUUACGUGAGUAGCGGGACAAAGCAGGUACGAAGAAAUCUAACCUGACUGAGAGGAAGAGCAAGUCUUGGAGGCAUCGGGCGGAACAAUCCUUUACCGACGAAGUUACCAAUGCAGUUACAACUCCGCUCAUCAUAUCCAUGAUGGCGACGUCGAGGCCGUGGUGCGCGACGGGCCGCAGCAGCGGGAAUAGAUAAGGCAGCGAGGGGCAGCGCGCCGUGCCAGUCAUGUGUAGUGUCAUGUGGCUUCUUCGGCUCCUGACGAUCUAUCGCUUGGCUCACCUCUCGGCAUCCGGUACGCAGACAGAACUGCCUCUGGCGACGGACUCGAUUUCGACGAAAUCGACGACGGCGGCAAAGCGAUCUGUGCCGACGGAUGCACCAAUGCUGAACUACAUCUUUGACACGCACAGCACUUUGAACAAGCAUCAGCAUCAUCACGAUCACAAAUGGGGCCCUCACUUCGAAGGCGAGAGCUCCAACAUUACCGUGCAGGCUGGUGCUAGUGUCACGCUUGAUUGUAGGAUAUCGUUGCUGCAGGACAAAACCGUAUCCUGGCUGCGACGACAGGAGAGUGGCGAGAUGAGUCUGCUGACAGUGGGCCAGCAGACGUACACGGGCGACUCGAGAUACACCAUCGAAUUUCAGUACCCGGAUAACUGGCGUCUGCGUAUCAAGCGUGUUAACAGCAGCGACGAGGGCCAAUACGAAUGUCAAAUCAGCACCCAUCCACCGAAGUUCAUUCAUGUCAACCUACACAUUAACGCGCCGUCCGUCCAAAUAGUGGACGCCCUUGGCGAGCCACUGCGGGACAAGUACUAUGAAGCUGACAGCACCAUCGAACUAUUGUGCGUCGUGCGCCAUAUAGCGAUGCAGGUGCAGUACAGCGUCGUCCAGUGGCUCCACGGCAAUAGAGUGUUGAACUACGAUACGACGAGAGGCGGUAUCAGCGUGAAAACGGACCUGAUGGAAGAGGGGGCCAAUUCGACUCUCAGCAUAGCUAAGGUCGGACCUACGGAUAGCGGAAAUUACACCUGCCAGCUCACCACCAUGCCGGACCAACCCGCCACAGUUCACGUGCACGUUUUAAACGGAGAAAGUUUAGCCGAGUUACAUCAUAGCGGUGCACGGCUCGUACGAGCGGACGCCGCUAGCUCGUCGCUAUUCUUCCUGGCCGCCGUUCUAGCCCGAUCGGGUCAGGUGCUCAGAUGAAGGCUCGACCAGCUUCCUCGGGUAUCACUAGAGCCGCCCGGGCUGCCGAGAGAGCACUUCGUGGCGAUGACAAAGGGACAGUGCUCCACGAUGGUGAACGAAACAUUAUCACCUGUGAACCGCACGAACUUUUCUAUUAUCGUGACGGGAGUGGACACGAGGGCCAAAGAGGGACGUGUGUUACGUUAACAUAAGGAAGGCGUUAGGCGAAACAGAGGCGGUUGGCUGCGUUGUCUUGAAAACGUUCGUAUUCUAAACGCGAUAACGCAUGGAUCGCUCGGCGUUCGCGUGAUUCGCGCGAAUCGCGAAAAAUGAUAUACCUUCGUCAAUUCUCAGCGCAAUUUUAUUAUCGAGCGAUUGCACACGGGAUUUAAAUUUUCCACGCGGGGAUAGAUGCCUCAGCGAACGACCGGUUUUAACGUCUCUCCAGCUAAUUAAUUCACAUCCGAAAGCUGAUGGUAUUAUGUACCUACUCGUUUAUAAGAGUAUUACGGAUUUAGUUAUUUAUUUAUUAGCGAGUAAGUCGCUAAUGCGCCAAUGUCCCAUUUUUAGCUCGGCUCGUUCGAAUUUCGCUUCCGUGAAAUUCCAUCAGGGCGGGCUUGAAUAUUUCUGUGCGGCGCACAUCCAACAAGAUGUACGCGCGCGUACCGACUAAAUUACCGCAAGCACAGCACGCUGCUUACCAGAUGCGAAGCAAAUUAUUCGGUCAUUGUGAAACGAUACGACGACGCUGUUAACACAUCGAUCGUCGCUGUUCAGCGCGCGUUUGAUUACUCGAUAUUAACAUCUCGCCGAAGUUAUCGUAGGGCAGUCGCCAGCUCUCUCGCUAGCUAGAAAUGACCAAGGCUACAGUAAAAUCAUAAAUCUGCGUAUCGAAUAACCAAUAACCGGUAAACAAUGAAGGCUCGGGGCACAAACUGCUAACCGAGCUAUUGGAGUGGCUGCUAUCGCGUAUCACUAUGGCUGUGAUAAUCGAGACAAAUUGCGCUGUUCGAUUCGGCCUCCAUCCAUCACUAUUCGCACCAUUAUAUUACAAAAUUCUCCGUAUCCAUCCGAGCGUUUUUUUUUUAAGCGCGGAACGAGUGCGAGGAUUCACACGGGACUCGCAAAUUUUUCAAUUAACAGGAUCACGAGCUUCCAUCGUUUCAUCCAAUAGUAUUAUUUUAUUAUUGAUAAUUAAAAGGCAUCAAAUUUCUCGUCGACGACAUCGGCUAUCGACCGUAUCCAUGCCGGAGACUGUCGCCUAUUGUCAAGGUUUGUUGAAUAUUUCGAGAUUAUUUUAUCAAUGAAUUAUUAUUGUUAAUUAUAAUAUUAAUACAAUAUGGCAUAUAUAUUAUAUGCGCUGUAAAUUAAUGAUUCUAUGGUAAUGAAUUAAUCUAUGGUAAAUUAAUUAAUCUAUGGUUCUUUAAUGAAAGGUGCUAAGGGGAGAAUGAUUAAACGCACACAUUGCGCAUCGACAUUGCGUCUUCUUACUAUAUCAGUGCCGUUCUUUGCGACAGGGUGUUAUUGUAUUGUAUGUUUGUAUAAAUUCGCCAAGAUGCAUUCAGAUGAUGUAUUUUUUUUUAGCUCGCAGCGUCUGGAAACAAAAUGUUUUAUAAUUUUAUAAUUUAAUCUGCCUCUCAUAAUUACAUUAUCUCACACAGCAAAAUUUAAAACACAGCUUGUCAAGACAUCAUCUGAAUGUAUGUUGUACAGUGAUGAAGGUACGCUUGUCUUUCAUGCAGCCAACCAAAUCUCCAUGCUAUGAAUGAAUGUGUGUGUGAGAGAGAGAGAGAAAGAGAGAGAGAGAAAGAGAGAGAGAAAGAGAAAAGAAGAGAGAUUACGCGCUAUAAUAUAUAAAUUUAAGCCGAACCUAACGUUUUAUCGUGAGAAAAACGAAAUCACGUAAUAUACGAUAUGCGUUUUACAAGAA